Aspergillus mulundensis is the source of this 1224-nucleotide messenger RNA. Its product is annotated as heme-dependent oxidative N-demethylase family protein. The coding region runs from base 1 to 1224 and encodes 407 amino acids. The transcript is spliced from 5 exons. Lineage: Eukaryota; Fungi; Ascomycota; Eurotiomycetes; Eurotiales; Aspergillaceae. The record is from RefSeq and is a predicted model, not a curated record.
AUGAUUCCAGAGACAUUUUAUUUCACCCAGCACUCUAUUGGGAACGCCGUCGCUGCCUCCGCAGUAACAACGUUCGUCAUAUGGGUCCUUGCCCAAUUUCUGCAGAGGUGGAAUGUAUCCAAGCAGUCGAAAUCGUUGGCAGGACCCAAGGAUCAGAAACCAACGAGAAAAUAUGGAGAAUGGACGCCGUCUGACUUCAAACGACCUCCUGCAUCCCCAUACCCUAACUGGGAUGUCCACACCACGAAGCCGAUUCCCUACCGCCCAUUCAGAUAUGGACCCAAGUACUUUAUCACCAUGGGACUGCGAAGCCUGAAAUGGGACGAGUGGAUCGAGCUCGACAACCACUACCUCCGCUACCACGCAGACAAAGCUCGCCGGCUCAAAGAGCGCGGAGACAAAUGUUGCGCGACUGCCCCCGAAGCAUGGGAUGCCGCCAUCGAAUUUCUUGAGGAGCUAACCUCCUACCUCCCCGAACGCUACCCCAACAUGUUCCGCAAAACCCCAACAGGCCUAACAAACCUCCUCACAAACGAAACAAUCGACAUCAAGCAACGCCCCCUCCCCGAAGACCCCAUGGCUAUGGCCGCUCGCCUCGUGCAAGACGACCUCGCAAUCAUGAUCGAGAAGCCCGACGGCGAGUACUACCUCCUAGCAGGCGCCGUCCUCCUGGCCGGCUUCUGGCGCCUCAGCGACAAAUACGGCAUGCGGCUAUCGGAUAUCCACACAUCCGGCGACGUCCCAGGCUACAAAGAGAAGCUCGAAAAGGGCAUGAUGAAUUUCUUCCGCCGCCUUAAGCCCGAGGACCCCGUUGUCCGCAACAACUACUUCAUCCAGGUCGACGACGAUCUCGCCUGGAGCCAUAGUAUCGGGUCUGAAGAUGCGCCCGUGGUCUCAUGGAAUACGGCGCAGAAGGAUAAGGCUAUUGAGCACCAUUAUUUCCGCUCGGAGAGGCAGUCUGUGCGGCGGUUGCCGAAGACGGGGGCCGUCGCGUUUACGAUCAGGACGUAUUUCGAGCCGAUUACGAAGAUUGCUGAGGAGCCGUAUGUUCCUGGGAGGUUGGCCAGUGCGAUUCGGAGUUGGGGUGAUGAUGUUGCUAAGUACAAGGGGAAGGAAAAGUAUGGGGAUGUGCUGCUGGAGUAUUUGGAUCGGAAACAUAAGGAGCAGGUUGAGGCGGGGUUGGAGGUUGAGAAGGAGGAUGAGGUGAGGAGUUAUCCAUACUAG